CCACUUUCCCCACAUCAAAUUCUCUCUUUCCUUUCGAAUUUUGCUCGUUCAGAUCAAAGAAAGUGUCGCUGUUGAGAAUUGAGUUAGCUUAACCAUGGCUGAAGAAGCUUCAAAGACAAGCACAGCUCAAGAGGAAGCUGUGGUCGCUGACGUUGCACCUGCUGAGCUAUCAGACACCAACGUUGUUGUGUCUGUAGUAGAAGAAGAAGAAGAGGAAAAAGCAUCUCCGGAGAAGGAGAACAUUCCAGAAACCGAGACGGAGGUUUCCAAAGAUAACAUUCCUGAAUCUGGUUCGUUCAAGGAAGAAAGCACCAUUGUCUCGGACCUGCCAGAAACAGAGAAGAAGGCACUGCAAGAACUCAAACAACUCAUUCAGGAAGCACUCCAAAAACACGAGUUUUCUGCGAUUCAGAAUAACCACCCUCCCAAAGAUGAAAAGCCCGAAGAUGCCACCGACAACAAGGAGGAAGAGAAGCCCGCCGAGGAAGAAAAGGAACACGUUGUUCAUGCUGCUGCUGCUGUUGACGUGGCAGAAGCGACAGAAAAAGAAUCUGCGGAAGUGAAGGAGACAGAAACUCAAACUGAGGUUGUUGAAGAGAAAGCGGCUGUUAGCGAUGCUGGUUGUGUUGUGGAGGAUGGAGCGAAAACGGUGGAGGCUAUCGAGGAGAGCGUUGUGGCUGUGAGUGUGUAUGAGGAGGAAGCGAAGGUGGAAGCUGGUUCGGCUUCACCCGAAGAGGUUUCGAUUUGGGGAGUGCCGCUUCUUGCUGAUGAGAGGAGCGAUGUGAUUCUGCUGAAGUUUCUGCGUGCGAGGGAUUUCAAGGUGAAGGAGGCGUUUGCGAUGAUAAAGGGGACGAUUCGGUGGAGGAAGGAGUUCGAGAUGGAGGAGCUGUUGGAGGAGGAGUUGGGGGAUGAUUUGGAGAAGGCGGUGUACAUGCAUGGGUUUGACAAGGAGGGUCACCCUGUGUGUUAUAACAUCUAUGGGGAGUUUCAGAACAAGGAGUUGUACAAGAAGAGUUUCUCUGAUGAGGAGAAGAGGCACAGGUUCCUCAGGUGGAGGAUUCAGUUCCUGGAGAAGAGUAUCAGGAAGCUUGAUUUUACCCCUGGUGGUAUAAGCACCAUUGUUCAAGUCAAUGAUCUCAAGAACUCUCCCGGACCUGCCAAGUGGGAGCUUAGACAGGCUACCAAACAGGCCCUUCAGUUGCUUCAGGAUAACUAUCCUGAGUUUGUUGCCAAACAGGUGUUUAUCAAUGUGCCGUGGUGGUACUUGGCAGUGAACAGGAUGAUAAGUCCUUUUCUUACUCAGAGAACCAAAAGCAAGUUUGUCUUUGCCGGCCCUUCCAAAUCAGCCGAGACUCUUUUGGGAUACAUUGCUGCUGAGCAACUUCCGGUGAAGUAUGGUGGACUAAGUAAAGAUGGGGAAUUCGGAAUUUCCGAUGCUGUUACAGAAAUUACAGUGAGACCAGCAGCAAAACAUACCGUGGAGUUUCCUGUUUCUGAGAACUCCCUACUGUCUUGGGAACUAAGAGUAAUAGGGUGGGACGUAAGCUAUGGUGCAGAGUUUGUGCCAAGUUCGGAGGGAAGCUAUACUGUGAUCAUCCAGAAGGCUAGAAAGGUUGCUUCAUCAGAAGAACCGGUGAUUUGCAGCAAUUAUAAAAUUGGUGAACCUGGGAAAGUGGUUCUCACCAUUGACAACCAAAGCUCUAAGAAGAAGAAACUCUUGUACCGCUUGAAGGUCAAGCCCUUUUCUUCUGACUGAGAAUCUCAUAAUUGCUAUGUACAUCCACAAGGAGGAAGGAGAUGAACAGCACCUACAUUGAUUGCUGUCAAUUAUGUACUUGCAUUCACUUCUACCACCCAAGAUGUUCAAAGAUGGACUUUGCUGCUGCUAGAAGAGGAGAGUUUUAAAUUUUAAUCGUGACCAUAUGUUUCAUUAUAUAUAUUUCUUCUGUGUUUCGUUGAUUAUUUAUUAUCAUUAUUAUUAUUAUUAUUAUUGGAGGGGAGCUUCUGAUUUUUGAAUUCUUAAUGAUAUAUCGAGGACAUAAUUGCUCUAUUUCUCUGUAUAAAUUUCUUGUAAAUUUUCGGGGGGUCCUUUUGAUCUAAUGUUGUCUUUGUCUGUACCCAAGCUUAAAAUUAUGUUUUAUCUGUCA
Messenger RNA from Vigna umbellata (rice bean), 2147 nucleotides. NCBI's taxonomy places the organism in Eukaryota, Viridiplantae, Streptophyta, Magnoliopsida, Fabales, Fabaceae. The record is from RefSeq and is a predicted model, not a curated record.